This is a messenger RNA of Mandrillus leucophaeus (drill), 1535 nucleotides long. It is a transcript of the gene ABHD8, whose product is annotated as abhydrolase domain containing 8. NCBI's taxonomy places the organism in Eukaryota, Metazoa, Chordata, Mammalia, Primates, Cercopithecidae. The record is from RefSeq and is a predicted model, not a curated record. Gene Ontology annotation, molecular function: catalytic activity. The transcript is spliced from 6 exons. The coding region runs from base 241 to 1482 and encodes 413 amino acids.
AGUGCCCGCCCGUCGGCACAUGGCUCCGCCUACUCGGGGGAGGAACUUAAAGGGCCGGCUCUUUCCGCGGCCGCGGGAUGCCCCUGUGCUGACCGCCGGGGGCCGGUGCCCGCCCGCGUAGACGCACCCGGCCUGACCCCAAGCCACCAUGUAAACGGCGCCAGCAGGCGGAUGCUGGCUUCUCCGCCUGGGACCCCUCCGCCCCUACCCGGGCCCCGCGGCCCUCGAUGAGGACACACCAUGCUGACCGGGGUGACCGACGGUAUCUUCUGUUGCCUGUUGGGCACGCCCCCCAACGCCGUGGGGCCAUUGGAGAGCGUCGAGUCCAGCGAUGGCUACACCUUUGUAGAGGUCAAGCCCGGCCGCGUGCUGCGAGUGAAGCAUGCAGGACCCGCCCCGGCCGCUGCCGCACCUCCGCCAUUAUCCGCAUCCUCGGAUGCAGCCCAGGGGGACCUUUCUGGCUUGGUCCGCUGUCAGCGCCGGAUCACCGUGUACCGCAAUGGGCGGUUGCUGGUGGAAAACCUGGGCCGAGCCCCUCGAGCCGACCUCCUGCACGGGCAGAAUGGCUCUGGGGAGCCGCCGGCCGCCCUGGAGGUGGAGCUGCGGCGGCGAGCCCGGCGCCCCAAGAGGACCAUCCAUAUUGACUGUGAGAAGCGCAUCACUAGCUGCAAAGGCGCCCAGGCCGACGUGGUGCUGUUUUUCAUCCAUGGUGUCGGCGGUUCCCUGGCCAUCUGGAAGGAGCAACUGGACUUCUUUGUGCGCCUAGGCUAUGAGGUGGUGGCUCCUGACCUGGCGGGCCACGGGGCCAGCUCUGCGCCCCAGGUGGCCGCAGCCUACACCUUCUAUGCGCUGGCUGAGGACAUGCGAGCGAUCUUCAAGCGCUAUGCCAAGAAGCGAAACGUGCUCAUCGGCCAUUCCUACGGUGUCUCUUUCUGCACAUUCCUGGCACAUGAGUACCCAGACCUAGUGCACAAGGUCAUCAUGAUCAAUGGCGGGGGCCCUACGGCGCUGGAGCCCAGCUUCUGCUCAAUCUUCAACAUGCCCACCUGCGUCCUGCACUGUUUGUCGCCCUGCCUGGCCUGGAGCUUUCUCAAGGCCGGCUUCGCCCGCCAAGGAGCCAAGGAGAAGCAGCUGUUAAAGGAGGGCAACGCUUUCAACGUGUCAUCCUUCGUGCUCCGGGCUAUGAUGAGCGGCCAGUACUGGCCAGAGGGCGACGAGGUCUACCACGCCGAGCUCACCGUGCCAGUCCUGCUUGUCCACGGCAUGCACGAUAAGUUUGUGCCCGUAGAGGAAGACCAGCGGAUGGCCGAGAUCCUGCUCCUGGCAUUCCUGAAGCUCAUCGACGAGGGCAGUCACAUGGUGAUGCUGGAAUGCCCCGAGACAGUCAACACGCUGCUCCACGAAUUCCUGCUCUGGGAGCCCGAGCCCUCGCCCAAGGCUCUGCCCGAGCCACUGCCGGCGCCUCCAGAAGACAAGAAGUAAACGCCGGGUCGGCGGGGCAUCGCUUGGUGAGCACAGCCGCAGCAGGAGGAGGC